GAGGGAGGCGGGGUGGGCGCUGUGCUGCUGGUGUCGGUGUGGAGAGGGAGCGGUGGGGGUCGGGCGUGCCGCACAGUCACCGCACAGCCCCUCGGUGCUCGUGUCCCCGUCCCCUGUGAGGGUCGCCGGUGCCCCCCUGCCCGGCCCCGCGCUUCUUCUGCUCCCCCGCGGGAUGCGGGCUCGGCCCGCCCCGCUAGCCCUCACCCCCGCGCCGGCCGCAGCAUGAGCGCGGCGAGCGACACGUAUUUCCUUAUAAAAGACAUAAAACCCGGACUGAAAAACUUAAAUGUCAUCUUUAUUGUGCUGGAGAUCGGGCGAGUCACCAAGACGAAGGACGGGCACGAGGUGAGGUCCUGCAAGGUGGCGGACAAGACGGGCAGCAUCACCAUCUGCGUGUGGGACGAGAUCGGCGGCCUCAUCCAGCCGGGGGACAUCAUCCGCCUGACCAAAGGGUACGCAUCUCUGUGGAAAGGAUGCCUGACACUUUACACGGGACGAGGAGGGGAGCUGCAUAAAAUUGGGGAGUUCUGCAUGGUGUACUCAGAAGUGCCAAACUACAGCGAACCCAACUCAGAACACGUCGGGCAGAACAAACUGGCACAGGGUGAACAGAAUAAUAUUUCUGCAUCAAGUGGUAUGGGUACUUGUACUUUUGGGCCACUGGGAAAUGGUUUACAAACUGGACCUGAAGCAAGUGGAUUUCCAUUCACAUAUAACCACGGCCACAUUUAUGCAGGUAGUGGGAGAGGCAAUGGACGAGGACCUGUAAAUCCAGCAGCAGCUAAUAGUGUUCAGCCUCUUCCUCCUGCUGUCAGUAACGGGAGGGACCCACGCAGGGCCUUUAAAAGAUGACUAUGCCAAAUGUGUGUGUACAGCUUGCUUAAACUCUACACUCUACUUGAACACUUACUGCACUUUUAUUUAUAGUUAACUGUGAACCAGUUUUCCUUUGGUUUUUUUUUUUUUUUUUUUUUUUUAACUUUUUUGGUGUAUGGAGCAAACUUGAUGUGAUCUAGUUCUUGUUUUGCAUCAGGGAAGCACAGUGAGUCUUCCCCAUACAUAAAGGGGGUAGGGGGAGAAGGUAGAUAUGAGGAAGUAAGGGUCACAGGUGAAAAUGUCUCAAUUAAAACUCAGUGCCCUUUGCUGAACAGAAGAAAAUUUCAGUUACAUACAUGUAUUUUUGUUGGUCAGCCAUGUAGCCUUAAUAGGUCUACUCUGUCCUGUGUACGCGUGUGUUGACUUCCGUUAGGGAUAAUGGGAGCUCUUUUUGUGGGAAGAGAAAUGAAGGGAAGAGCAAAAGCAGUCUGGUGAGCUAGGUGUCCUGGGAAUUAAUACAGCUUGUGAAGCAAUAAGUGUAAGGAAAUGGUGGUGCCAGACCUAGUGGUGUCUCUGGAAUCAGGGAAUGGAUAGCUUGAAUCAAAGCUGAAGAUGUGGUGAGUGUCGUGAAGCUUGAUUCUGAUUCCAGAAAGGUAUACACUACUUGAAAAAUUCUGUCUAAACACCAUUAUCACUGUCAAGGAAAGUGACAAUGAUUUUUGCUUUGGAUAGAAGCAUGGAUAUUUGUUCUUGCUUUGCAUGAGAUAGCAGAAUAGGAGGAUCUAAAUUCAGACAGUGUUGGGAAAUAUGCAUUUUGUAGCCUUUCCUUUUGUCAAAACCCAAGGUUACUUUGCAGGAGCCUGAAUUUCCAGGAGUGGACUGUUCUCAAAUGCUGCAUUACCCAAUUACUUCAAUGAGUCUGCCUACUCCUCCUUCCUUCAUUCACUUUUCCAAAUAAAUUAUGUAUUAGAUGAAGCUGUA
Molecule: messenger RNA, 1797 nt
Organism: Vidua chalybeata
Lineage: Eukaryota; Metazoa; Chordata; Aves; Passeriformes; Viduidae
Gene: NABP1
Product: nucleic acid binding protein 1
Exons: 6
Coding region: 223-852 (209 amino acids)
Biological process (GO): double-strand break repair via homologous recombination; mitotic cell cycle checkpoint signaling; response to ionizing radiation
Cellular component (GO): SOSS complex
Molecular function (GO): DNA binding
Source: RefSeq, a predicted model, not a curated record